AUGGCGGGUCUUAGAGGCACAUCUGGCGCUCUACAGGCUAUACACGAACUUCUCCCAAAGCUUGUGUCCGAAGUCUACGGCGCAGUGGAUACCCCCUUCGUUCAGUUCUCGGAAACAAACUACAGCGCCGAUACACUCCAGGAAAGAUGCGACAUCCAAUCAAUGCUGUCGAACAUGUCAUUGCUGGUCGACGACAUCAACUCAACAGUUAAGGAACUGAGUCGGCUUAGCAAAGUGUUGAACAAGGCUACGACGUCUCACUCUCGAUAUGUGUCUGCGGUGCUCCGACUUCCUGCCGAGAUCCUAGAGGAGAUAUUUGUGCACAGUUCGAAGACCGACGAUGAGUACCCCGACCUUGGCUCGAGAUACCUGCCUCUGGUACCUGGUCCUUUACCACGGGUGGUGGUCAACGAUUCUGGGUACCUGAAGAUCGCCCACAUCUGCCGACGGUGGAGAGAUGUGGCUCUGAACAGCCCGAGGUUGUGGAACAUGAUCCAGACAACGCCCGCGCAGUAUGGUCGCACUCGCGCGACAGCGCUGCCUGUUCCACUGUCACUACUGGCGAGAUCAUCAGAGACCUGCCCUGUCUUCAUUUAUGCGAACCUUUGGGCGAGCACCUUGCUGCUGGAUACCGACAUGGAUCAUUUCCCCCCCAACCCAGCUUGCGACAGUGUGAAGGGCGUCGAUGUCGUGGGGUAUAGGGGCCUGACUGUAGAGGUUCUAUCGCAGUGGUUGACUCAGUUCAAGAAUAUGACGCACCUUUCGCUUAUUAACGUCGAGCUUACGGAUUCCACGAACAUACCGCCCGAUUUUCUCGACCGCACAACGCAUCUCCACGUCCAUCCUCGACGUGCGUCCGCAGCGGUUGCUUUUGUUCAGUGCUGUACAUGGGUCAACGUGACGUCUUUGACGCUCGAUAUGGCGGGGAUGAAGCUCAAUGAUGCAUUUCUUCAAGCGGUCUUUGGCCAUUUCCCGAGCUUGGCCGAGCUGUUCAUCGUCGUGGGCAUGGUGGAAUCAAACCCGGACAAAUGGAGCGCCAUAUCAUCAGACAGGCUGUGUGCAUUCUCGCUGUUCAUACAUUCGCCUCUGUCCUCGGAGGAGCAGAAGCUGGGCCCUCUCUUUAAAGCUUUGACUUUCCCCUCGCUCACCGACCUCGUGCUCACCCGCCCGAGGUCUCCAAUGCUUCGGUUCCUGCGCGAGUUUCUGGCACGCUCGCGGUGUCGUCUUUUUAGCCUUACGUUCACCAACCUUUCCCCUCAAGACAUCAGAGAGAACUUGGUUUGCACAGCUGCGUUGGAGUUGGGAGAGGAGUUACGUAUUCCCAGCGUUGAGUUUUACUGGCAUUUGAAGGAGACGCGGAUCUAUCUGGAAAGCAAGGGGAGGUGGUACGAUCUCGAUGCCUCUGGCGGAUGA
This is a messenger RNA of Coniophora puteana RWD-64-598 SS2, 1413 nucleotides long. RefSeq lists its product as uncharacterized. The record is from RefSeq and is a predicted model, not a curated record. Lineage: Eukaryota; Fungi; Basidiomycota; Agaricomycetes; Boletales; Coniophoraceae. The transcript is spliced from 3 exons. Bases 1 to 1413 code for a protein of 470 amino acids.